ACAGCUUUCUGUCCCAACUGCCCGGCCGGCCGGCAGAGAGUGUGUCUGCAGCCCUGCCUGCUCCGUGGCUCUCACAUCCACACGCACGCACGCACACGCUCCCGCACAGCUGCGCACACACGCAGAGCCGAUCAGUGAAGGCUGCGCACAGUCUGGUAAUUGUAUUUCUCCCUCCAAGUGGAAAGAAGGACCGAGGAAGACCAGAGGAAGAAGAGAAGAAGAAAGAGGAACCAUAUACCAAACUUUGCUUUGUUUAUUUUUCUUUGUUUACUGUUUGUUUGUGUUUCUUCGGAGGAGGUUGACAUGACAAUGACCCGUCAUCGUCGAUGGACUCGGUAGGACGCCCGCUAUCCGAGUGUUUUUUUAUGCACUCUGAACAAGAGUAGAAUGAACUUAUCGAAGGGACCACUGGUGAACAGCAGCAGUGAAGAUAACUCCAAGUCAGCUUAUGGUAAAUGCGGCGCUGGCGCCUGGAGGAUGCACCAGAGCUACGAUCCAUUAGAGGCCAACCACAUGAGAGACGCACAUGCCCUCUACAAUCCCAGGCUUCUCUGCAGAAUGUCCAGUAAGGAGCGCCACCUUGAGUCUAAUUGUCCGUCCUCUUAUAUAAAGACAGAGCCGUCAAGUCCUGCCUCCCUGACUGACAGUCUAAACCAUCACUCCCCUGGUGGCUCCAGUGACGCCUCAGGCUCAUAUUCGUCCACUAUGAAUGGUCAUCCCAACGGCUUAGACUCCCCAAGCCUUUAUGGCUCUGGCGCAGGACCCCUGGGACCAGCCGGUGGGCCUGGAUCGAAACGUUACGAGGACUGUUCGUCAACGAUCGGAGAAGAUUCACAAAUUAAGUGCGAGUACAUGUUGAAUUCCAUGCCCAAAAGGUUGUGUCUGGUGUGUGGGGACAUUGCAUCAGGGUACCACUAUGGAGUGGCAUCGUGUGAGGCAUGCAAGGCCUUCUUCAAGCGCACUAUUCAAGGCAACAUUGAGUACAGCUGUCCAGCCACCAACGAGUGUGAGAUCACCAAGAGGAGACGCAAGUCGUGCCAGGCCUGCCGCUUCAUGAAGUGUCUGACCGUUGGCAUGCUGAGGGAGGGUAAGGGAAAAGGAGUUCGGCUGGACAGGGUUCGAGGUGGAAGACAAAAAUAUAAACGCCGGAUAGAUGCUGACAACAGCCCUUACCUGAACCCACAGCUGGCUUUACCUCCCAAGAAGCCAUUUGCCUUUGGCUGCCUUGCAGAUAACAAAAUCGUCUCUCACCUGCUGGUGGCUGAGCCAGAGAAGAUUUAUGCCAUGCCUGACCCAACAGUACCAGACAGCGACAUCAAGGCCCUGACUACGCUGUGUGACCUGGCGGACAGAGAGCUGGUGGUCAACAUCGGGUGGGCCAAGCACAUCCCAGGUUUCUCCACGCUGUCUUUGGCGGACCAGAUGAGUCUACUGCAGAGUGCAUGGAUGGAGAUCCUGAUCCUGCGUGUUGUGUAUCGCUCACUGUCAUUUGAGGACAAACUGGUGUAUGCUGAGGAUUACAUCAUGGACGAGGAUCAGUCUAAGCUGGCCGGACUGUUGGACCUAAACAACGCCAUCCUUCAGCUGGUCAAGAAAUACAAAUCUAUGAAGCUAGAGAAAGAGGAAUUUGUCACUUUAAAGGCCAUUGCUUUGGCUAAUUCAGACUCCAUGCAUAUUGAGGAUGUCGACGCAGUACAGAAACUCCAGGAUGUGCUCCACGAGGCCCUGCAGGACUAUGAAGCUUCCCAACAUCAGGAGGAUCCCCGCAGGGGGGGCAAGCUGCUCAUGACCCUCCCUCUGCUCCGCCAGACCUCCACCAAGGCUGUACAGCACUUUUACAGCAUCAAGCAGGAUGGCAAAGUCCCAAUGCACAAACUCUUCCUGGAGCUGCUGGAAGCCAAGGUCUGAGGGUGAAAACGAGACGGAAGGACAGCUAGGCAUCAGUCUGAACCACUGCAGCUUCAUCUCAGAUUUUGAUCCACACUUUUAAAUGACCUCUUGCCCUUUUAAACAGACACGUACACUAUAUACAGAUCCACAAACAUACACACAAAGGUAUAGAAAUGUGUUUCUGAGGUCUCCUUGCUGACACAUGCCCCCUUUGACUGGAAGAAAAACUACCUAGCUGUCUCACCCUGACCCAAAACCUCCAAGUCUUUGACCAAAAGACACUCAUUUCAAGAUGCGGACAGAUUCACGUACCUGCCCAAAGCCAUGGGGAAGACGAAAUGUCAGAACAAUAAAAACUCAACGACAGCAGUGACCUCAAAUCCCAAUAUUAUAAGAAACAAAAAAACUAUAUGCAUUGGAUAAGAAUUAAGAUGUUAUUGACAAUUCAACAUGGACGUGUUUGAGAAAAUCAAAAAUCUUCAAAUUAAUUUAUGUAAGAUUGUAAGACUGCACUUCUGUUCCCUCUUCCCUCCUAUAUCCACCGUUUUUUUAAAUGUGAGAAGAAAACGAGGGGAAAAAUGAACUCUUAGGAAGUAUUACUGACAUUUUGUUGUUAAUGUACAGUGAAAGAAUGGAAAGAUGGACAUAGGAAAGAAGGAAUGAAAAGAAUAAGAAGAGAUUUGCCCUGCCAAAGAAUGGAAUGAUCCAUUCAGAGGAUGCUAGUAAACCUAACCGUCUCACUCCGAACAGCUAAUGAUAUUUUCUCUGGUUUGAAGAAAAGCUAACUGGGCGUGUCGUUUCUUGGACCAGGAUGGGAAACAUCUGCCGUAAGCACUUUCUGGUUUGACUUAAAUUCAACACCUGGUUCCUGGUGACUCGCUCUACUUCAACUUCAGCUAAACCAUCUCUUGUAUUUGCCCAGAAUCCCAGCCACAAAACAUGCCAGUAUUAUCACAAAAACAGUGUUUGCAACCUGAUGAAACUAGGAAUGGUUUCAAAAAAAGGACGGCCUCGCAGCAGUUUGACGUUUGCUCAAGAGUGAGAGUGAAUCGUGUCUGUUCACAGCAAACGUAACAGAAAGACCAGUUUGUUCGUGAAAAUGUUACUCUCUUUAUCUAUCUAGCGAAGUAAACAUCAUCUAGAGUCUGUGGCUUAUGGUCAGGCUUUGUCCAACACUUUGCAUUCUUUGUGAAAUUAAAUAAUCUGUCAGAAACCCUCGGAAGCCUGUUUGAAACAUCUUCUGCUGCUUAGUCGCUUGGGUUUGCAGCUUUCCACACAACCAGUUUUAGUCUACGUGCCAUUUAUAAUAGUCCAUGCUCAUUAAGGCGCUCCAAAACCUACAAGGUCUCAACUCAGUUCUACCCUCCCAGCUCUGUGGUGUCACCAACUUCAAGUUCCACUUCAGUCUUCCUAAAGCAAGGAAGUAGGAGCUUCAGGCACAAAAUGCAAUAGAAACUAGGAGAAUAUGUCUGAAGAGAAAACCGACUGGAAAAAGCAGUUACUGUUGCUUUAAAACUCUUCUUUUGUUUCUUUAUGUCUACUUUAAAAAAUAACCUUAGCAAUGAUACCAGUAUUAGAGUUGUAAAUAUUUGUCAUCCUGUAUAAGACACGUAACGCCACUUUGUUUUUGUCUCCUUCUAAAACUGAAAUCAUCCAAACAUCUUCCCUUUUUUCCAUCAGCCUGACCAGUUUCAGCCAUAAUCAUUCAAGUAUUACAAGUAAUGAUAUAUUAGUGAAACCUUUUAUCUUAUAAACGCUGACCAAUUGUGGUUUUUGAAGGGAUAGUUUGUGCAUAUCACUUAAGUUUAUGAUAAUAACAUUAUGUGCCACUCUUACAUGUUGCAGAAACAGGAUGGAGGUUUGGGGAAGGACUUGUUGCUUCUCUUUCUCUCUGUGUCAGUUGCCAUAAGUUACUAGUUCCUCCAUUAUUAGAGCAAAACAUGAACCAGAAAUGAAGCUAUUUCUGGUUUAUUGUUCUCUCAAUGGUUUUCCUUGUAACUAAACCAUAAACAAGUUGAUUUGUCCAUUUGCACAAUAAGGCUUUAGUCUUUUAUUUCAAAGUAAAUGUUAAAUUUUAGAUGGAUGACCAGGGAAAUAAUUGUAGAAAACUAUUAAAAUCAGGUAGCGUGGAACCUCACUGUUCACAGCAGAUUUUAAAGUUUUAAUUUUUGCCAUUCCCCAUAGUCUUCAAAAAAGAAAGACACUAAAACUGCUUCUUUCAAUGCAUCCUUCAGAUAUAUCAUCAGAUUAUAAUAAUCAAAGUGAGUCUGAGACAAUGCUUUAACCUAAUUUGAAUAUAUUUUUAAAGUGGGGUUUAAACACACUUUUUUCAUAAAUGUGCUUCCUGUUUGACCUAUUUGACUAUAUUUUGAACCAGCUGCAUUAGCCUCCAUAUAAACUCAUCCUAUGAGGUCUUGCAGAAUAGAACUAUAAGAGAUGACUUUAACUAAUGUAGCUUAACAGUAGCUUUAACCUACUAAAAACCAUUCUAUGACUGAUCUUCAAUUCCCAGUUUAGAAACUAAAGCAGCUGAGCCGACAGGAAGGGGUCUUACCAGAUUUCAUUUACAUAAAAGAUGCAUUUAAUCUAUAGAACAUGAUGCAAACUGUGUUGCUAACUGAUCCCAGCUUUAAAAAGUAGAUUGUUGAAGGUUUGUGGAGUUGAAAAUGAAAGCCAAAACAUGUACUUCAGUGUAAUCUAAUGUAAAAUGGCAACUUGUCACAGCUGAGGAGGGCGGCGUUUGGUUGGAUCAAACCAUUCAUUUCAUUAGUAAGGGGUAUUUUCUCAGUAUUCUUAAAAGCUGUAUAUUGUAAAUUUAAAAAAAGAUUUAAUUCUAACAUAAGAAUUUUAUUCAAAACAAAGAAAAACUGAAAAAAAAAAGUAGUGCAGCCCGUGUGUUUCAUGUUUGCUGAUUUGUCGAUCGCAGAAAAAACCUCUUUUGUUUUGUUCGGUACAGUUUUCUUCUCUCUGAGUAUCUCCUCCUCUGAUGAGUCCCUUUCUCUCGUGGUGACUCCUGUUUCUGUGCUGUGUGCUUCUUUAAGUACAGUUGAGUAGAGGCCAUGCUGUCCGUCCGUCCAUCAGAUCGGUCUGCAGGAUGUCUGGGCACAACAAUCCAAACACGACUAAAGCACUUCCUCUAUAAUAAAUAAACCAACAAGAUCAAACUACUGUAUUCAUCUCAUACCAAACUACGCAUUUGCUAAAUAUUUAAGUAUUUAAAUAAAAAACACCUUAAUGAGUAUUUCAAAAAAGGAAUUAUUAACUUUUCCUGUAGAUUAAAGCGUAUACUACAUAUUUUAAGGUUAAUUGAAUCUGAAAUUGGAAUAAUUCAGAACUGUAGGUGACACUUUUUGUAAACUUGCUGUAUAUAAUAACUGCCUUCCAUACAUCUGGGCUCAAUCAUUACCUUAACUGUUAUAAAAACAAAAUAAGACUUUAUUUAAUCUUUCUGUGUAUUUCUUGGAGAGAAUACCUUUCUUUUACAAACACUGUGGGGUAGAUGGGGAUACAGGUCACUAUAUUCAUUUUUAAAGACAAGGUUGUUUGGAAGUAAACACUGAAAUUAAUAUUUAGCUUCCAGGAAUAAAACAGACAUGUUAUUUUAAAGGGAAAUCCCCAAACGACAUGUGUUUGAAGGUCAAACUUUCUGUGGAAGAGUUAUAGUUGGAUCAGUGUAUCCAGGUUAAAUGAAAAGGAGGGCAUUUGUUUGUUUAUAUCACCACUGUACAUUGCUGUUCUGCAUAAAAUGUAUUGAAGAAAGGUGCUCUUUUCUUACUGUUUCCUGCUCUCUGUUACUGUAUUAUUUAUUGGGUCAAACCAGCACCUUUUACUCCAAGUGUGUAUCUUCAGUCUGGUCGUAGAAUUCUAAUGUUUGAAACUGGAAACGACGGUCAGAGUUGACACUUUGACUUAGUUCUUCUGGCUGCUUUAGACGGAAAAUUUGACCUGCUGAAACUAACGAGUUUUUAAUGCUGCUCCGCCACACCUUUACUUAGACGUAAUACUACAGUACAGAACAUGCGUCCACUUCUCUUUCCUUUGUUUCAAAUGAAUAUCAUGGAUUGGUGACCUGUGUGGUGUACGCCGUCUCUUCCCUACUUCCAUCUGAAUGCAUAGAACCCUGAACGAGAUAAAAAAGGUUGUACAAAAAUGGAUGGAAUGUUUAUGGAAAAAAACAAUCACUCCAACAGUUUUGAUUCCAAAAUUUUCUACAGUAAAUGUUGAAUACCACCAUUUAUUUUCAGCACGGAAGACUGACGAUCUGGUGUCAAAUUUUCGCCAGUAGUUAACUAGUUUGCACUUUCAUGUUCUAGCUCUCAUUUGGAGCUUUGAUCCAUUUAAAGGAAAAACCUUAAAGCAGGAUCUUUUAAAGCUAAAGCUAAGGAAUUUAAUCCAUCUAUUUACUGCUUUACAGUGUUUACUCAUUUAGUUGUAUUUAAUCCCCAAAUGUAACUGGCACCUACCUGUGCUGCACCCAACUCUGCAGUUUGAAUUUGAAGUUCUGAACAGUAUUUAGUGUGUUGGGGGGAGAAAAGAUGGAUCAAGGAUUUAAAGACCACCGAGUGACGGAGAAGAGCUUUUACUGAGAGAAGACUCUGUAGUGUUAUUGAAAAUGUCUGUAGAUUUUAGUUGUGCUUCACUUCAGUAAAUAGAAAAAAAAGUAAAAAAAAAAAACCUAAAAAAGAAAAACAACUACCUGUAUAUUUUUGUGAUGUGUAUCAUACAAGUGUGCUCCAACAAUAAUGUCCAUUUGUGUAAAUGUAUUUAUUUCACAUUGUAUAUAUUGUUCAAUGCAAAAAGAGAGACCUAUGAUUCUGUAACUUAAACUACUAUGGGUUGAAACAUUACACACGUGUUACUCCAGACUAUGCCUUUCAGGAUUAUUACAGUAGAGCAAUAUCAAUUAAAACCAGGCUUCCAGUUUUGAAA
Messenger RNA from Oryzias melastigma (Indian medaka), 6819 nucleotides. RefSeq names its product estrogen-related receptor gamma a (gene esrrga). The record is from RefSeq and is a predicted model, not a curated record. Gene Ontology annotation, biological process: regulation of DNA-templated transcription. Gene Ontology annotation, molecular function: DNA-binding transcription factor activity; zinc ion binding; steroid binding. The transcript is spliced from 9 exons. Gene Ontology annotation, cellular component: nucleus. Lineage: Eukaryota; Metazoa; Chordata; Actinopteri; Beloniformes; Adrianichthyidae. Bases 388 to 1908 code for a protein of 506 amino acids.